This is a messenger RNA of Xyrauchen texanus (razorback sucker), 1735 nucleotides long. It is a transcript of the gene nmur1b, whose product is annotated as neuromedin U receptor 1b. The record is from RefSeq and is a predicted model, not a curated record. Bases 104 to 1309 code for a protein of 401 amino acids. The transcript has 3 exons. Gene Ontology annotation, molecular function: neuromedin U receptor activity. NCBI's taxonomy places the organism in Eukaryota, Metazoa, Chordata, Actinopteri, Cypriniformes, Catostomidae. Gene Ontology annotation, cellular component: plasma membrane. Gene Ontology annotation, biological process: G protein-coupled receptor signaling pathway.
CAUUCUCGAGUACCAGCAGACAGAUCGAAAGUCCUUCAGAAAUACAUCUCUGAAAGAAAAUAUUUUCAACAAGACUGUGUGCUCAGGUAUUUCCUUGUCAUCAAUGAUCCUGCUCAACUGCUCCUCACCAGAGUCCUUGUACGUAACAGUGAACGCAUCAUGGUGCCCCAAAGAGGAAGAGUGUCUCAGCGCAGAGGACCUGGUAGACCUUUGCCUGAGCCGCAGUGCUUACCUGGAGAAAUACCUGGGCCCUUGCCGUUCACGUCUCUUUCUGCCUGUGUGCAUCACCUACCUGCUCAUCUUUGUAGUUGGAGUGCUGGGCAACAGCUUGACUUGCAUUGUCAUCGCCCGUCACCCCGUAAUGCGCACAACAACAAACUUCUAUCUGUUCAGCUUGGCCAUUUCUGACCUCCUUGUGCUCCUGCUCGGUCUUCCAUAUGAGCUGUAUGAACUCUGGAGCAACUAUCCAUUCAUGUUUGGUGUUGCAGGUUGCUAUUUCAAGACCUACUUGUUCGAGACUGUCUGCUUUGCUUCUGUGCUCAACGUGACCGCGUUGAGUGCAGAGCGCUACAGGGCAGUCAUGCAUCCCCUUCAUGCUAAACAUGUAGCGACAAAUGCUCAUGCUAAGCGUCUGAUAAUUGCAUUAUGGGCCAUCUCUCUGUUAUGUGCAUUGCCCAAUACCAGUCUGCAUGGAGUAGCAACGUUGCAACCCUAUUUUGGACUCACCUUCCCCGAAUCGGCGGUCUGCACCCUGGUACAUGAUACUUGGAUCUACAACCUAUUGGUGCAGGUGACGGCAAUGCUGUUCUUCAUACUUCCAAUGCUAACCAUCAGUGUGCUAUAUGUGCUGAUCGGCCUGCAGUUGCAUCGGGGAGGGAUGUGUUUUGAUUUAAAGACUGGAAUAAAUCAUGACAGGCUGCAUCAGAGGAAGCGUCAUCGGCAAGUCAAUAAAAUGCUCUGUGCAUUAGUGAUUGUGUUUGGAAUCUGCUGGGUGCCUUUUCACACUGAUCGUGUCAUGUGGAGCUACAUUAAGAAUUGGACUGUGGAACAGCACCAUGUCUAUGAGUAUGUGCAUCUUCUCUCUGGUGUCUUCUUCUACUUGGGAUCAGUGGUCAAUCCCAUCCUAUAUAACCUCAUGUCUUCCCGCUUCAGAGAGAUGUUCCGUGAGGUGAUGUUUCAGAAAGACCACCGUCAGCUAUCCAUCAGUAAAGUCACAUUACGCAGUGUUGUCUCUGCCUCGCUCUCUGCCUCUCAUUCAGUCUCAUUUUCUGUCAAAUUCAAUGCACGUGGGUUGCCACAAUCUCUUUAAAAACUCAGUUAUUGUAUCCCAAUGCCAGAGAUGUGAAAUUGUAUUUGUCAAAUGUACAACUACAUACAGUAGAAGGCACUAGACAGCAUGUUUUUCUACAAGCUUCCGUUUAAAGUAUGCACUUGUGCUGUAUAUGAGAUAAUAAAAUAGCAGGUUUAGUCUGUGUGAAUUAUAUUGCUGAAUUUGAACAACCAUUUUAAAGUUAUUAUGUAUUUAAUUGAGUGGUUCUGUUGCAAUAAGCAUUGACUAGAAGUUUUACCUAGACCCUUCUAAACUGUUUCCCAGAUGGUAAAAGGGAAAACAGGUAAUGACUGGGCUGACUGGGGUCUUUUAGAGUGGACUUGGCCUUUCUUAGACAUCAGUCUGAAUAAAUAUCCCGGCUCAUGGCCAGUUAUCGUCGGCACCUUCAAGUCCUUGCAUUCUCAC